Molecule: messenger RNA, 1144 nt
Organism: Linum tenue
Lineage: Eukaryota; Viridiplantae; Streptophyta; Magnoliopsida; Malpighiales; Linaceae
Source: the annotation of a GenBank genome assembly
UACAAUUCUUCGAAAUAUUUUUCAUGAAUCAAAUAAGAUAAACGCUGAGGAAGAGAAGUGCCUGGACAGAAAUAUUUCCUUAUCCACUUGUUCCUUGUUAACAAAAUAUACCAGCCACUUAUCAUGGCAUUUGAAAAAUACUCCCCAACCCUGUUUUCUUUUUGUGCCCACCACCUACUCAGGUCAGGGGCAGCGAAGCAAUUUUUAUGGCUGAAGCUAUGAUGGGAUUCUCAAUGAGUACCAGUUCAAGUCCAGGCUUCUCAUCGCUACGGCAAAGAGGGUCAUCGUACGGGAAUCAUGUUCCCGUUGGGGCGUGGCAACAGGUUCAGCUUGAGGGGGGCGGCAAUGGUGUUUACCAGAGAAAGAAUUGCGGCGGAUUGAGCAGGAGAGUGAGGGUGAAUGCUGUUCCAGCCGGGGAUCAGUUUCAUCUGAUGGCAGUUCUGGUGCAGCACAUGGAAGGCCAGAGAGACCUCAUCACUGUGAAAUCCAUAUGGCAUCUCAGCGAUCAGGCCAUCAAGAACGUCUAUAUGUUCUACAUCAUGUUCUUCUGCUGGGGAUGCUUGUUCUUUGGUUCAACCAAGGAUCCCUAUUAUGAUUCAGAGGCAUAUAGGAAGGAUGGAGGAGAUGGGACUGGACAUUGGGUGUAUGAGAAGGUAACCGUUUCAGUACUACCAAUCACUUGCAAAAUUGGGAAAAUAGUUUUCCCAAAAUUGGGAAUAUUUUUGGGUGAUGUUUUCCUUUGUUAUUUUUGUGGAACACACAGCAAGAGGAUAUCGAAGAAGCAGCACGAGCAGCACUGUGGAGGGAAGAGUUGAUUGAGGAAAUUGAGCAGAAGGUUGAUGGGCUGCCGGAGUUGGAAGAAGCCACCACCAAGAAAUAGUCAUGCACUCUUCUCUAUCUUUGCAAAUUGCCCAACCUCUCGGUUCUUGCUGUAUACGUCUAUGUUCUAUGCUCUGCUCUUCUCCUUCCACCCUUCAUAGCGUGUGUAACAUAUACUAAUAAUUGGCUCGUGUUUGGUGGUAGUUGAUGUAUAUGUUAAUUAAAAGCGAAGUUUACCUAAAGAUGUAUAUGUUAAUUAAAAGCGAAGAGCACUUUGUUUUAAAUGAAGGUUGAUGAUAUUAAAGAACAAAAUAAAAUUUUCAAU